CCGGCGGAGGCUCCGUUGUCAUGGGGACCGAGGGAAGGGCUUGAGGCCUAGGUGGAGAAAACCUCCAAGAAGCGAAAAAAAGAAAGGCAGCAAAUUGAGGGUCUCCGGCCAAGAAGAGGAAAAACCGAGGAGAAGAUGCAGAGCUGGUGAUUUAUACCGAAUGGUAGAGUCUUAAUUUUCAUAUUGGACCCUGAAAUCCUCACUGGAGUUGUUUGCUGAUUUGAAGUGGCUCGUAUAUUUUAUUGCCGUCAAUUAUACAUAGCGUUAUCAUUGUUCAGCAAGAUGACCCAGGCUGAAAUCAAACUUUGUUCUCUCCUGCUCUGUGAACAUUUUGGUGAAAUUGUGGAAAAGGUUGGAAUGCAGCUCAUCCGUAUGGGUGGACAGACGUUAUGGAUGAUUUCCCAAAACACAGGCAUAUCACUUGACCAGGUCCGGAAAGCUCUCUGUGUCCUCAUCCAACACAACUUGGUGAUAUUCCAGCAGCAGAAGCGAGGCCAGGUAGAGUAUGAAGCCCAGUGCAGCCGAAUGCUGCGGAUUCUUCGCUAUCCCCGGUACAUCUACACAGCUAAAACUCUCUAUAGCGACACAGGGGAAUUGAUUGUGGAGGAAUUGCUACUCAACGGCAAAAUGACAAUGAGCGCCGUAGUGAGGAAGGUGGCUGACCGGCUGACCGAGACAAUGGAAGAUGGGAAAACAAUGGAUUACAGCGAGGUCUCCACCACCUUUACAUGCCUGGCAGAUACGCAUUUUGUUCAGAGAUGCCCUUCGCUGUCCGAAGGUUCUGAGUCUACCGAAGCACGGCCUUCCCCCACACCUACGUUGGCCUUUAAUGAGAAGGAUAUGUAUGCUGUUCCAAAGCUGAACCUCAUAGGAAAGGGAAAGCGGAAGCAUUCAGACAACUCCAAGGAGGACGGUGAAAGAGGGGCAAAGCGAUCCAAACAAGACACGGAAAGCGAAGAGCCUUCUGUAGACAGUGGAAUCUUCUGGAAAGUCAACAUUGACCGUUUCCACCAGCACUUCCGGGAUCAAGCAAUCGUCAGCGCUGUGGCCAACAGGAUGGACCAGACCAGUAGCGAAAUUGUCCGGACUAUGUUGCGAAUGAGUGAAGUCACAACCUCUUCUAAUGCCCCCUACACCCAGCCGCUCUCUUCCAAUGAGAUAUUCCGAUUACUUCCGACUGGCUACAACAUCUCCAAGCAGAUUCUUGAUCAGUACCUAACUUUACUAGCAGAUGACCCGCUUGAAUUCGUUGGGAAAUCCGGUGACAGUGGUGGAGGGAUGUAUGUGAUCAAUCUUCAUAAGGGCCUGGCCUCUCUAGCCACUGCAACGCUGGAAUCCAUUGUGCAGGAAAGAUUUGGGUCCCGCUGUGCCCGCAUCUUCCGCCUUUUAUUAAGGAAGAGGCACCUGGAACAGAAGCAGAUCGAGGACUUCGCCAUGAUCCCAGCCAAAGAAGCCAAAGAAAUGAUGUACAAAAUGUUGUCGGCCAAUAUCGUAGCUCUGCAGGAAAUCCCCAAAACUCCAGACCACGCACCUUCCCGGACUUUCUACUUGUACACAGUCAAUACUCUCUCGUCUGCCCGGCUGCUCCUCCAGCGCUGUUACAAGUGUGUGGCCAACCUGAUAGAACGGCGACUCCACGAGACCAAGGAGAACCGGCGUCUGCUGGAGAAGAGCCAGCGGGUGGAGGCCAUCCUCGCCUCGGUCCAGGCCACGGGGGCUGAGCAGGCGCAGCUGCAGGAGAUUGAGGAAAUGAUCACGGCACCCGAACGGCAGCAGCUGGAGACCCUCAAGCACAACGUCAACAAGAUCGAUGCCAGUGAAAACCAAGUGGAUGAAACCAUCUUUAUUUUGGAAUUGUACAUCAACAGCACCAUCAGGCACUGAGCCAUCGGCUGGAGCUCAGAAUUUCCUGUCUUCUAAUUUUUAAAGUCUGAUUUGUUUUUUUUUCAUAUAAAAAAGAUUUGUUU
Molecule: messenger RNA, 1967 nt
Organism: Notechis scutatus (mainland tiger snake)
Lineage: Eukaryota; Metazoa; Chordata; Lepidosauria; Squamata; Elapidae
Gene: POLR3C
Product: RNA polymerase III subunit C
Biological process (GO): DNA-templated transcription
Cellular component (GO): RNA polymerase III complex
Molecular function (GO): single-stranded DNA binding
Source: RefSeq, a predicted model, not a curated record